Messenger RNA from Cyclospora cayetanensis, 1677 nucleotides. RefSeq lists its product as uncharacterized. The coding region runs from base 1 to 1677 and encodes 558 amino acids. The transcript is spliced from 9 exons. The record is from RefSeq and is a predicted model, not a curated record. Lineage: Eukaryota; Apicomplexa; Conoidasida; Eucoccidiorida; Eimeriidae.
AUGGGUGCAGAUGCCUGGGUAAUGGUUGGCUGGGGCCAUGAUGCUCCUGCUGCCGCGGGGGGGAGUCUGCACGGUCCAUUGUUCGGCUGUACUGCCCCUUGCCGUGUGCCCGAACAGCACCAAGAAGCAGCAGUGGCUGCUGCUGCUGCACUUCUGCAAAGAGUGUCUGUGCAUCCCGUGCAGCUACUGCUGCGUUCAAACCGCCCCACAAGGGAGGGCGCAAGGCCUCUUCAGGGGUUGCUGCUGCCUGCUGCAGAAGCCAGGCAGUGGCGUCAAGAGCAGCAACAGCAAGAAGAGCAGUGGCACUUGGUGCCUGAAGAGGGUCGCGCCUCUUCCCUAGUGGCAUCAAACGAGCUGAUUCUGCUCUUAGACAGCUCGGCAGCAGUCCCCUCAGCGACGACCACUGCCCCUGCUUCUGCGGUAGAUGCUGCUGCUGCAUCCGUGGAAGCAAUUGCUGCAGAACUGGCUGGCCCUGUUGCGCUGCUGCUGCAUUCCCACGCCUCGCAUGCUGCACGUCUCAGCAGCAGUAGUGGCACGCAGUGCUGCUGCUGCUGCAUGACGCUGCUGGCGGAAAACUGGUUGCCCCUCUUGAUCGGCAGCAGCCUGCAGCAGCAGCUCCUCCUGCUGCGAGCGCAGGGCAUCCAUGCAGCAGCGGCCAAUUUGAUGCAACAGCCAGCACAGCAACAGCUGCAGCAGCAGCAGCAGCACCAUACCAGCAGCCCCCCCACUAGCAGCAGCACUUUGCUUUUCAGCAGCAGCAGCGCAGCGGCAGCCGCAAGAGAAGUCAAACUUUCUCUCCAGGAAGCAGCUGACGUAGAUCGCUAUUUCGCUUCUUUGGAGCUCAUGGAAAUAGACGGCUCUGCAGGCACUCCUCCAAAGCCUGCGCCGCGACUCCCCUACGUGAUGAUUCACCAACAGCAAGUGCAGAGCGGCAACAGCAGCAACAGCGGACUAACUGUCCGGCCAGACAGCAAUAGAGGUAGCCAGAGCUGCAGUAGAGCAGACGACAAAACCAGUUGCGCGCCAUCAGGAAAAGCUUUUGCUCUGCCAAGUUGGCUCAGAAAUCUCCCGGAUUUCGUUGAUCGGCGCAUGCAGUCUGGCAGGCUUGGAGAGUUGCUGACCUUUACCAAAGUUCUUCCACAAGAAGUCUGCAGACACUUCGGGUUCGAGAUUUCCCGCAUCGUUGAGGUCAGUUUUUUGAUUCGGUUGCUGCUGCUGUGCUUUUUGUCACAGGAAAGCGACUGCCUGUGGUCUGUAGAUCGCGGCCAAAAGAGUCUCUCAGCAGCCGAAUCAGCAAGUGAACAAGUAGUCGUUGAAAAGGUUAUUUGCUUUUGGCUGAAUGGAGCUCAAGAGAGCGGCCUUCCUUUUGAUCUGGUGCUGCGACUUCGCCACACAAACGGGAGUGAGGAGGUCCUUUAUAUCGAGGUCAAGACCUCCCUCCUUAACAACUGGGAGUUUUGCCUAUCCUUCCCGCAACUGCAGUUUGCGGCCUCACACCCGAAGAACUAUGUAAUUUUGGUAAUCUCAUCACUUCGGUCGGGAGCUCCUCGUUGGGCGGCUAUACCAGACGUUUCUUCUUCCAUCGGGCUGUCCCGUUUAUGCUCUCCUGAGGGGAGCAACACAGGGGGAGCCCCCGAGGCAGCUGAUGGGGAAGUUGGAGGUGUAGAAGUAAUGUAA